AUGGCCUUCUGCGCCCUUCUUAUGGCGGCCAUGAUAUCUACCUUUUUGAUGUACUUUUCUAUGCGAAGGAUUGCUGGUUCGAGGAACUGCAAGAGGGAGAAAGGGUAUAGAGAGAUUAUCGAUCCAUCUGCAGGAUAUAGGCAAUCUUUGUCUAUUGACGCCCAAAGCCAUCAAACCUUUUUCUUUACUCCAGCAAAAAACACCGGUCCAAAACAAGACCUGCAUAUAUUCUUCCCUUGUGAACAAUCUUCAAUGGACAUGAGAUAUCUUUGA
Molecule: messenger RNA, 273 nt
Organism: Botrytis fragariae
Lineage: Eukaryota; Fungi; Ascomycota; Leotiomycetes; Helotiales; Sclerotiniaceae
Exons: 2
Coding region: 1-273 (90 amino acids)
Source: RefSeq, a predicted model, not a curated record